Messenger RNA from Eurytemora carolleeae, 1194 nucleotides. RefSeq names its product chlorophyllase-1. The transcript has 11 exons. The record is from RefSeq and is a predicted model, not a curated record. The coding region runs from base 51 to 1094 and encodes 347 amino acids. Lineage: Eukaryota; Metazoa; Arthropoda; Copepoda; Calanoida; Temoridae.
UUUCUUGGCCUGAAAUUCAGUUAGUAUUUCACCUAAGUGUACAUUGUACAAUGCUAAGUAAAGUAUUAAGCCUCCUCCUUUUCACUUUUGGAACAACAUCUUCGUUUGAUCCGUACUCCCCUGGACCAUUCAAAACUAAAUAUACGAGCUACAGCUCACUAUGGAAUCUGGGAUUAUCUAAUGAUAUUGAUGUUUGGGCACCUGAUACUAACGAACCUCUAGUCUCUCCCAUCAUCUAUAUGGUUGGAGGAUUCGGAGGCCUUCUUCCAGGGUCAGCUUAUUAUACUUUACUAAACAGGAUUGCAAGUUUUGGAUUCACCAUUGUUCAACCCUGGAUGUUAGGGAACAAUCCAGUCACAAAUUACCAGGGAGUUUGGUUAAAUGAUGUGAUGGAUUGGGUUGAGAUUCAUCUUCAGGAUAAACUGGAAAACGAGGAAAUUGGAUACGGACUUGUGAUUGAUCAUGAUUCUAAAUUCUUGAUGUCUCAUUCGUCAGGAGGUCAUAUUGUUGUGGAGUUUCUUAAGCACAACUGUCGAGAUAUCAAGGGACAGAUACUGUUCUCCCCUGUGGAUGGUUUUGAUCCUUAUGGUAUUGUGGAUAUCUACGCUAUCACACCUGGACAAUAUCUGAACUAUGAGAUACCUAGUCUAAUUUUGAUGUGUGGUCUGGAGGCUUUACCAGGUCUAGAUGGACUUGGAAACCUGGUUCCACCAUGUGCUCCAGAAGAAAAAAGUAAUAUGAGGUUCUUUAAUGCAAUGGCUGGAAAUACUUGGUUGGUGAAUGCUACAGACUACGGACAUUGUGAUGCACUAGAACAAUCUGUUAUUGAUAUCAUCCAGUUGUCCCAUUUCUGCAGUGCUGCUCCUAAGGACGCUGACAGGGACGCCUACAGGAGUUUUGUAUCUGGAGAGGUGGUGUCCUUCAUUGAUUUUAUACUAGGAGACGAGGCCUGUCAGACAGGAGAUUACAUUCAGGAUCCCACGUUAAUGCCUGUCUCAACAACUGUUUUGAGAAAAGAUAGCUUUCUCACACAUCCAUCUCAUUGCAAACAGACACACUGUAAAUGGCAAGAGGACCCGUUUACUAAACCCUAAGCGACCUGGACUACUUAAUCUGAAUGAGACGAAGACAUAAUCUGUGAAUCAGAACUAAUGUGAUGCUAUUUGUUUUAAGAAAAUAUAUGCUACAUGCAGA